Messenger RNA from Eurytemora carolleeae, 3031 nucleotides. RefSeq lists its product as uncharacterized. The transcript is spliced from 11 exons. The coding region runs from base 3 to 2720 and encodes 905 amino acids. Gene Ontology annotation, biological process: sodium ion transmembrane transport. The record is from RefSeq and is a predicted model, not a curated record. Lineage: Eukaryota; Metazoa; Arthropoda; Copepoda; Calanoida; Temoridae. Gene Ontology annotation, molecular function: ligand-gated sodium channel activity. Gene Ontology annotation, cellular component: membrane.
UAAUGGCAGCAAAAGAGGAGAAAUUAAAGAAGUGCAUUUGGUACGCAAUCUUCAUAGCAUUAGUUGUAGUCACCGCAACUCAGCUGAUGCUCCUGUGUGAUGGGUGGGAAGAGAGACCAUUUGAAACUGUAAUUGAAAAUGUUCCGAAACAGAGAAUCCCAUAUCCAAGUGUUACUGUUUGCCCAGCAGGUUCAACUAUUUGGUCUGGGGUGCAACAAUUUCUGAAUGAAAUGGAAUUUAAAGAUGAAUAUAGAGACAUGUUGAAACAAUCUUAUAACAUGCUUCUAAGGUUGAAAUUGGUUUUCCUAAGAGUAAUGCCUGAAAGAGAAAAUCCAUAUUUUCAAACCUAUCAAGACUGUGAAAAUUUGAAUAAUUACCUCAUGAAUAGUGAGGCCUGCAAUUUUGCAAUGUAUGUCAUAGAAAUGACCAGUAGAAUGAUUAGUGAGGAUGUACUCAUCAACCGAACCCUGUCUAAAUAUCAGAAGAAUAGACUGAAUGUUCGAUAUGAAGAAAUUGAAGAUGUAGGUUGCGCUGGAGAAGGGUUUGCUUGUAAACUAAGUUUUAAUCUCCAGUAUCCAGAAUCUAUGCCUGAUUAUAGCUGGCUAUCUAGUUACCUAGAUCUACUAACAGUGGAAAUAGUUGAAAGUGGAGUAUCUGAAAACCCAUUUGAUAAAGUUUUCAAGGAAAUAUAUCUGCCUUCUUCUGUUACUUCUCCAGAUUCAUCUGAGUGUACAUGGUGUAAAUAUGAACAAGAGAUCCCAACCACUUCAGAUAAUCUAGUCUGGGAAAUUAUUAGAAAUCAAAACUUUACCUUUAGCUUACCCCCACCUAAUAACAUUGAGUCUUAUGUAUUAUCACCUAAUGACAGCCUAUGGCCUUUACUAUCAGAAAAGUUUAAAGAAUUAUUGAUGCUUUCCAAGUUGCAGUUUCAGAACUUCAACAAUCUUGGAGAUUUUCUUGUUCCCUUAGCAAAACAAUAUUUAUACAAUGAUAACAAUCUGGGUUAUCUUACUCACCAGUUGAUUGAAAACACAGAAAAAGAAUUACAAGAUUUCUUCAGAUUAAUUCUUCAAGAAAUAACUGGAGAAUAUGAGUUGUCCUGGAGUUUAAUAGAUGCUGUUGAUAUUCUGGUAAUUCUAGGUGGAUAUCAAGUUAUUAGAAACAGAGUUUUUGAACAUCAAAAUAUUUUUGCUGGACAAAACAGUUGGCUAAGUCUGACCAAAACUGAGAAACAAUGUGUAUCUGUUGAAUAUGAGAAGCUUUUUAACAAUCUACCUGAGUUUGAGGACCCAUGCAUUGACCCAUCCAGCAUGUGCAAGCAAUUCUGUAAGAAUAUGGGACUAAUGCAAAAACAUGCAAAAGAUGAGAAAAUACAAAAGUUGUUGCGCUAUGUCUCCCAUCCAGCUAAAUAUUCUAAGAACAGCACCUGGACUGUGCCAUUUUGUUUCACAGGAAAUGAACAAGAGAAGUUUACACAAUUGAUAAAGAAACCAAAUGUAAAUACUGGAUCUAAUGAAACCAACUAUGGAUACAAAUUCUGUGAAUCUGUUGAACAAAGUUUCACAGAUGUAGGUUUAUGCACAACUUUCCAUGAUGUCCAUGCAAUCUAUCCUCCAAAUGGAAUGACUAAACUUUUUGACAAUGGGAUAGCCUUGAUUUUGGAUUCUUUUGCAGAUUUUAGUGUUACAGAAGAACUAAGAACCUUCAGAGAUAAUUCUAUUAUAGUUGAUCGAAUGACCCUUAACUUCCCUGAAACUUUAACGGAUGACAACUUUAAUAAUUUUCAUAUCGUUCUUCAUUCCAGUAAUGAUGUUCCUCUUUUUCAAGGACCUGUAGACAACAAAAUUUCUUUGAUAAAUGGUGAAGAUUUUAAUACUAAUUAUUUGAGAGAAUAUAGGGUUCCUUUUACUGUAAAAAUAACAGAGACUGAGCAGUUCUUAGAAAAAUACAGUAUUACAAAGCGCAAGUGUAGGUUUAAGCAUGAACUUGGAGAAAUGAAAUUAUUCCAAAAAUAUACCAAACAAAAUUGCAUCUUUGAAUGUAAACUAGAGAUGGUAAGGAAGAAGUGUAACUGUUUACCCUGGUAUCUGGACCUCAAGAAACAAACUGAACCUGUGUGUAACCUAUUUGGGAAUAAAUGCUAUGAACAGAGCACCAUACAGGCAAACCGAUUUCUUGACUUCAGUAAUCCAUACAGUCCAUCCUGUGAUUGCUUUCCAGAUUGUGAGGGUGUGAGCUAUAUUCCGAUUUCUGCGACAAAAACACUAACAGCGUUGGAGAAUAGAAACAUUUUAGAUCUUGAACCUAAAAACAGGUUCAAUUCAUGGGAAGAUGAAGCAAUGGUUAUCCAGCAAAACCAGAAGAAAUUUCUAUUUGAAUAUGUUGUAGACGCACCGAAAGGAGAUAGAAGCCAGAUAUUUUACAGAUCCAACAUGACAGCAGAUAUAGACAACCUGGAUUCUAAAAGAGUCUGUAGAGAAAGUCUUAUAAACUGUUUAAUUAGGGAUAGGGCCCUCAAUCUUGCAUCAGUUUGGUUGGAUUUUCAGGACAACUUUUUUAUCAAGGAGAAACUGAUUGACAGAGUUCCACUUGGAGAUAGGAUUUCAGCCAUUGGAGGAACUCUUGGUUUGUUUCUCGGUUUUUCAUUCCUUGGACUUGUUGAUGUAAUUUACUGGAUGGUUAAACCACUUGGAUACUGGGUCAUCAGAAAGAGAAACUAAUUGAAAAAGUGUGGAAAAUCAGGUCUAUAUUUAUUCAUAACAUUGUCUCCUUAUCAUGGCACUCAAAGAAACUUGGUUAUGAUUACUUUAAAGUGUUAACAGUGAAGAAUGUUUCACAGCAGUUUCACUAUUAAAAAUAGAUUAACUUAAGCCUGUUAAUUUUGACUCUGAUUCAAUCUUAAGCGUAAUUUACUUAAGUUUAAUGUGAAAAAGCUUGAAUCUUGAAUUCUAAAGAUCCUUUUAAUGAUUCGAAAUUGGGAAAAUACAGAGUGUCCCAUAUUAUAUUGGAUUAUCUCCAAGCUUUUGACGCC